Messenger RNA from Colletotrichum higginsianum IMI 349063, 2073 nucleotides. RefSeq names its product Zinc finger protein gcs1. The coding region runs from base 1 to 2073 and encodes 690 amino acids. The record is from RefSeq and is a predicted model, not a curated record. NCBI's taxonomy places the organism in Eukaryota, Fungi, Ascomycota, Sordariomycetes, Glomerellales, Glomerellaceae. Gene Ontology annotation, molecular function: electron transfer activity; GTPase activator activity. The transcript has 7 exons. Gene Ontology annotation, cellular component: cytosol.
AUGGCUUCCAAGGCCAUGUGGGAGGUUGACCCCGAGACGCGCGCCAAGCUGGCCGCGAUCCAAAAGGAGGCCAAAAACAACGUCUGCUGCGACUGCAACGCCCCAUCACCGCAGUGGGCUUCUCCCAAGUUUGGCAUCUUCAUCUGCCUGUCAUGCGCCGGCGUCCACCGCGGCCUCGGUGUGCACAUCUCCUUCGUACGAAGCAUCUCGAUGGACGCCUUCAAGCAGGUCGAGAUUGAGCGGAUGCGCCUCGGCGGCAACGAAAACUGGCGAAACUUCUUCGACCAGCACGAAGACACAAAGAUGCGGGGCAUUUCGUGGGACGAUGCGACGAUCGCGGAGCGAUACAGCGGCGAGGUGGGCGAGGAGUGGAAGGAUAGGCUCUCGGCCAAGGUCGAGGGCAAGGAGUACGUUCCGGGCGAGAAGAAGCCUAUGCCGGCAGCGGCCCCGAAGCCUGUCAGCCGGACGGCCACGCCGCUGGGCAGCACAAACAGCCGCUCGGCCAGCCCUGGGCGCAAGGUCAAGGUGGACGACAAGUACUUCUCCAAGCUCGGAGCAGAGAACGCCUCCCGACCCGAUGACCUGCCGCCCAGCCAGGGAGGCAAGUACGCGGGCUUCGGAAGCAGCCCCAUGCCCGAGAAAAAGGACGGUGGUAUCCCGACGGUCGACGAUCUACAGAAGGACCCGGUGGCCGCUCUGACCAAAGGCUUCGGCUGGUUCACGAGCACGGUUUCCAAGACGGCCAAGACGGUCAACGACGGCUACAUCCAGCCCACAGCGAAACAGCUGGCCGAGUCGGACUUUGCGAAGCAAGCGCAGCGCGUCGCUCAGCAGAGCGCCCGUAACGCCCAGGAGGGCUUCAAUCGGUUUGUCGAGGGCGGGCCCAACAACGGCGGGGCCGGCCACGGCGGCGCGUCAAGACAGGCACCGCUGGACGAGAGCAAGAAGGACUUUUGGGACAGCUUUAGCAGCCUGGCGGACCAGAGACAGGGCAACAGCAGCAGCUCGAUCGGGACCGCUGCUAUGGGCAAGGGUGGCAAGACAGGCGGCGCUGCGGCGCCUGCGGCGAAGAAGGACAACGAGGGAUGGGAUGACUGGCGACGAAAGAAGCACCGAUUUGGUGUUUUAUGGAAAGCCGAAAUGCUCGUAGACGCCGUCGGCACCGCCCACAAGCACCGGGAAUACGUGCGCACCUCGAGCUUGCUCCCACCUUCCAAUUUCCAGUCCCCCAAUCCCCAAAGGAAUCACUCGCCCACACAUCAACACCGGACCGGGUCAUUGAAGCAGCAGCUCACCAUGUCCGCCCUCAGAAUCCUCGUGCCCGUAAAGCGGGUCAUUGACUAUGCCGUCAAGCCCCGCGUCAACAAGGCCCAGACGGGCGUCGAGACGGCCGGUGUCAAACACUCGAUGAACCCCUUCGACGAGCUCUCGGUUGAGGAGUCGGUCCGCAUCCGCGAGAAGAAGCGCGCGCCCGGCGGCGUCGAGGACAUCACCGUCAUCUCGGCGGGCCCCCCCAAGGCCGUCGAUGUGCUGCGGACAGCCAUGGCCAUGGGCGCCGACCGCGCGAUCCACGUCGAGACCAAGGAGGGCGAUGACCUCGAGCCGCUGAGCGUCGCGAAGCUGCUGCGCAAGGCCGCCGAGGAGCACAAGAGCAACCUCGUCAUCCUCGGCAAGCAGAGCAUCGACGACGACGCGAACCAGACGGGCCAGAUGCUGGCCGGCCUUCUCGGGUGGUCGCAGGCGACUUCGGCGAGCAUCGUCGAGUUUGGCGAGGGGGACAGCGUCAGCGUCACACGCGAGGUCGACGGCGGUGUCGAGACAGUCAAGGGCAAGCUGCCGAUGGUCAUCACGACGGAUCUUAGGCUCAACGAGCCGCGGUAUGCGAGCUUGCCGAAUAUCAUGAAGGCCAAGAAGAAGCCGCUCGAGAAGAAAAAGCUGGCCGACUACGGCAUCGGAGUCGAGAAGCGGUUGAAGGUGCUCAAGGUUACUGAGCCUCCUGUGCGCCAGGGCGGCGGCAAGGUCGAGGACGUCAACGGGCUCGUUGCGAAGCUCAAGGAGCUCGGUGCCUUGUAA